This is a messenger RNA of Theobroma cacao (cacao), 2079 nucleotides long. RefSeq names its product diphthamide synthesis DPH2 family protein. Gene Ontology annotation, biological process: protein histidyl modification to diphthamide. Gene Ontology annotation, molecular function: 2-(3-amino-3-carboxypropyl)histidine synthase activity. Lineage: Eukaryota; Viridiplantae; Streptophyta; Magnoliopsida; Malvales; Malvaceae. The record is from RefSeq and is a predicted model, not a curated record.
CAGCCCAAGGCUCAGUGUUUCCCCUCUCACUUUUUCUCCGCAUAUUUCUUCUGCGACUCGCACCCAGAGGGAAAGCCUGUCACCCAGCAGCCAUGGACUUGGAAACGAACUUCGAAAUCAGCCGCACAGCAGAGUUCAUUCUAAGUAGGAAUUUCACCAGAGUUGCUUUGCAGUUCCCAGAUGACUUGUUGAAACAUUCUACGAAGGUGGUUAAUUCAUUGAGAAACAAGCUUGGGUCAGGGAAUAAAGUUGGGUUAUUUGUAAUGGCAGACACAGCGUACGGAAGUUGCUGUGUUGAUGAGGUUGGAGCUUCCCAUAUUGAUGCUGAUUGCGUUAUUCAUUAUGGACAUACCUGCCUCAGCCCAACCUCAACUCUUCCGUCAUUCUGUGUAUUUGGAAAAGCUUCCAUCAGCGUAUUCAGUUGUGUUGAGAAGUUGUCAAGUUUCUUUUGGACCAAUUGCAGACCUACUGUGGUUCUUUAUGGGUUAGAGUAUGCACAUGCUAUAUCACAGAUCAAAGAAGCAUUGGUGGAAGCUACACCUAAGGCCAAAGUGGAACUCCAAUUUGCUGAUGUUAUGUGUUCAAUUAUUAAUCCAUUAGAAGAUCAUAGGAGGUCCAACGGACUCCUAGGGCAUUUGGGAAGCUGUACUAGUAACAGUUCAGGUGCAGAAACUGGUAGUAGGUAUAGCCUAGGAGGCUUGAUAUGGGAUCUACCAGAGGGACAGAAAAUGGAGGAUUACAUGCUUUUAUGGAUUGGGCCUGAUAAUUCAGCUUUUGCCAAUGUUGUGCUGACAUUUAAUGGCUGUGAAAUAGUCAGAUAUGAUGCAGCAGAGGACCAGUUAGUGACAGAUGUUUCCCAACAGAAAAGGAUCCUUAAGCGUAGAUAUUAUCUAGUGGAGAGAGCAAAAGAUGCUAACAUGGUUGGGAUUUUAGUAGGAACUCUUGGUGUAGCUGGCUACCUUCACAUGAUUCAUCAGAUGAAGGAACUGAUCAUGGGUGCUGGGAAAAAGGCCUACACGCUUGUCAUGGGAAGACCAAACCCUGCUAAACUGGCUAACUUUCCUGAAUGUGAUGUUUUCAUCUAUGUCUCCUGUGCCCAAACUGCUCUUUUGGAUAGCAAAGAGUUCUUGGCACCAGUUAUUACUCCAUUUGAAGCGUUGCUAGCUUUCAACAGAGGAAGCCAAUGGACAGGAACAUAUGUGAUGGAAUUUCGAGAUUUGAUUAAUUCUUCUCCAUUGGAGGUAAAGAAACAACCAGAAGAAGCACGGUUUUCGUUCCUUAAAGGUGGAUAUGUUGAAGAUUUUGAACUCCAUGAGAACGGAGAUGAAGACAAUGAAGGAAGUCUUGCUUUAGCUAAUGCAACAGAGAAGGUUCUGCAAUUGCGUGACACAAACCCUGGUUCUCUUGUCAAAAGAGUAGCUAAAUCUGGAGCAGAAUUUUUUGUAACUCGAUCUUAUCAUGGUCUUGAAAUGCAUGCCAACAGUUCCUUGCCUGAGCCGUAUUUAGUUGGAAGAAGUGGAAAGGCAUCUGGCUACAAAGACGAAAAAAUUGAGCAUGAAACUUAGUGAUUAAGAGUAACAUGUUAAGGAAACAUGCAGGAUUGAAGAGAGCCCAAUUGGCAUUCAAGGUACUGUGUUUGGACCAAGCUUGGUCAGAUGGAAAUCCUGAAGCCAUUAAACUCAUUAGUGAGUUGACUUUCAAGGAGUGGCAAGGAGAAGUCCAACCCUGUACUAACAGCAGCAUAUUGGGUCAGAAUUUCAAGCUCUUUUUUGAGUGUUUGCACUGAUGUCCAGCACCUUUGGUCUGAGUAUGGCUCGGUGCUUAGUUGAUCGGUCUCUUGUUUCACAAAUGUAUUGGUCAAGUACAGUUUUCUUUCAUAGUAAAAAAAUGCUGAGGCUGGUUGGUUCCAGAAAAACUUCAUUAUUCUUAUAGUAACACAAAAUAUGUCAACAAAAAUGUGUGGUUGACGUACUGAAAUUUUGCUUAUCUAUCUGAGCUUGUUUUGCUGUAACUUUGAUGUCCUUUAGAUUUGGUGAAUGUCAAGGUAAUUAAGUGUUAGUGUAUGGUUAGUGUUGAAAA